Penicillium atrosanguineum is the source of this 270-nucleotide messenger RNA. RefSeq lists its product as uncharacterized. The record is from RefSeq and is a predicted model, not a curated record. Lineage: Eukaryota; Fungi; Ascomycota; Eurotiomycetes; Eurotiales; Aspergillaceae. The transcript is spliced from 2 exons. The coding region runs from base 1 to 270 and encodes 89 amino acids.
AUGGGUGAAAGACCAUUUGAUGAUGGCGAAGAGGAAGACCAGUGGUGGCAGCAACUACCGUUAGUCCCAGCAGUAACAGGUGUGCUUCUACGUCAACAGAACCGCCGACGGUGGAAGCCAACUGCAUUAGCACAGAUGUUUGCCCGUCUUCCCAGACUCCAGGAUAUUUACUACGAGCCUUGGAGAGAAUGUCCAAUCCGUAUCCCGACCUCUGAUGUCAGCUACGCAGUCGCCAAAGCCAGUCUCAAGCUUGAGUACCUCUCAGCAUAA